AUGUGCGUCUGCUUGCCGCUGGCGAGCCUGCUGCUGGCCCCAUCGUUUGCGUGGACCGCCCAUCGUUCGGCGUGGAUCGCCCAUCGGCCGCACGCGUGGAGCGGCGGCGCGGUGCGGGCGACUGCCGUCGCUGUAGCGGCGCUCGAGCCGAAGCAGCUCACGAUGGAGCUGGUGCGCUCGAAUCGUACCGUGCAGCUCAUGCGGUUGUGGGAGGAGCACGGCGACGACUUCAACGCCAUGCAUAUCUCCGCGUUUUGGAACCGGCUCGGCAAGCUCGUCCGCUCGUCCCGCGCAGAGCAGUCGUGGUUGCGCGCACGUGGCGCGGCGCUGUCCCCGGUGCGGGAGCGGACGCUGGCGAUGCUCCCCGACCUGGAGGCGCGCUCCCUCGUCAACACGGCCCACGGCCUCGCCAGUGCGCGGCUGCUCGCCUCGUCGCCCGCGUGGCUGCAGCUCUGGGGGAGCUUGGAUGGCGCGGCGCGUGCGCAGUGCGACCGGCGCCAGCUGACGCCGCAGAACCUGGCCAACCUGGCGUGGUCCUUCGCGACCGCGCGGCACGGCGAUGAGUGGCAAUCAGGCGAGUUCAACAACACGCAGGGGCUCGUCAACGUCGUGUGGGCGUACGCAACGGCGGGGCACGAGGCGCCUCUCCUCUACGCCGCCGUCGCCUCGCGGCUGCAGCAGCGCGCAGACGCAGCGGCGCCGCAGGGCCUCCUCCUCGCAAAUUUCUCUUUCGAGGUUCGCGCUGAGCAGUUCAACGCCCAGGGGCUCGCCAACCUCGCCUGGGCCUUCGCCAGCGUCGGCGGCGCGCCCGCCCCCGUCUUCGAGGCGCUGCAUGUCGCCAUCCUGCCCAAGCUCCGCGAGUUCACCGGCCAAGGGCUGGCCAACGUCGCGUGGGCCUUUGCCACGGCGGGGCACGCGAGGGCGCUCUUCGGCCCGCUCUCGUCGGAGCUCCUCUCGCGACUGGACGCGCUUCGCGCCAAGGAGCUGGCCAUCACGGCGUGGGCGUACGCCACGGCGGGCGUGGUGGACGCGCCGCUGUUCGACGCCAUCGCGCGGCUCGCGACGCGACGCCUCGGCGACCUCGCGUGUCUCGGCCCGACUGACGAUGGAGACGAGUCUCGCAAGUGGAACGACAAGCAGCUGAACCAGCUGCACCAGUGGAGCUUGUGGCGGGCAGAGACGGGCUGCGAGUGGCCGCCGCUGCCGCCACAGCUGGAGAGGCGCUCCCGCGCCGCGUUCGCGUCGGCGCAAGUGCACCCGAGCCGGAUGCAGCGGCACGUCUGCUACGCGCUCGGCUCGCUCGGAUUGCCGUCGCAGGAGGAGGUUCGCAUCCCCGAAGGCUACUCGAUCGACGUGGCCACGGAGUGGGGCGGCGUGCGGGUCGGCAUCGAAGUGGACGGCCCGUCGCACUUCCGGACCGACCGAAGGCCGACCGGCUCGACGGUGCUCAAGCGGCGUCAGCUGCGCCACUUUGGGUGGACGCUGCUCUCGGUGCCGUACUGGGAGUGGGAGGCGCUGCGCGACGAGGACCGCUUCAUCCAGCGGCAGAUGCAAUGUGCCUAUCUCGCCGAGGCGCUCGACGAGGCGACGGGCACGCGCACCACCGCAUCGGGGGACGGGUGGGUGGCCAUCGACUGCACCUCGCUGCUCGACGAGGCGACCGCCGAGCUGGAGGACCUCCCGUCCUUCCAGGGCCACGAUGAGCGGCUCAGCUGCUGA
Messenger RNA from Emiliania huxleyi CCMP1516, 1719 nucleotides. RefSeq lists its product as hypothetical. Gene Ontology annotation, cellular component: mitochondrial matrix; ribonucleoprotein granule. Gene Ontology annotation, molecular function: RNA binding. The record is from RefSeq and is a predicted model, not a curated record. Gene Ontology annotation, biological process: regulation of mitochondrial mRNA stability; mitochondrial RNA processing. The coding region runs from base 1 to 1719 and encodes 572 amino acids. The transcript has 5 exons. Lineage: Eukaryota; Haptophyta; Isochrysidales; Noelaerhabdaceae.